AUCUAAUUCUUCUCGCCUCUUUCAUCAUGUGGCCAGCAGGAUGGGAUUCAGUGACCAUUCGUGAAGUAUGCGGAGGUAGUGUUGGACCUUAUUCGAAAGGAAACUGUUCUAUAGGCUGGGCACCGUUAACUGCUAUGUUUGGAAUAAUUCUGUUGUUAAUCAGUGCAAUCCUGUCUAUUGCAGUUGACAAAUCAAUCACUACACAGACAGCAACAAGACAAAUAUUAUUGAAUGGAAAGUCAUGCGUUUUCCUUCACUAAUAUGUACAAAUUAUGCCUGAAAUGAUGUGAGAUGAAAUAUUUGGUUUAGACAUAUUUUUAUUGGGUAUUUAUUAUUAUUCAUACAGCUUAGAUGAUGAUUUAUGCUUAUACUGACAUAGAGAAGAGAAUAUGAGACAAAAUAUACAUUCAUACACAUUUAUGAUACUAUGUAAAUAAACAUUCCAAUUUGAUUUUGAUGCGCAAAAAGAUGCACACCUAUUUAAACAAAAUUUGUAAAAAAUUAAACAAAUCCAAACACAUACACACAUAUAUAUAUAACAUUCAAUAGUCACAGUUGCUGAUAAACUAAUGUUGUUUUUUUGUUUGUCUAAACAUCCGCUAUCGAUAAUUGCGUUAUCUCUAUGCUUGCUUUUUAGUUCUGAAU
This is a messenger RNA of Trichobilharzia szidati, 645 nucleotides long. Lineage: Eukaryota; Metazoa; Platyhelminthes; Trematoda; Strigeidida; Schistosomatidae. The record is from the annotation of a GenBank genome assembly.